AUAUUUAUAGGUGGGGAUUUCCCGUUAGUGGUGGAUGAUAUCCUCCUGAUUGCUACAUUACUUCGCUGUAGGAAUUACAACCUUCACCUUAAAAACUGAAAAAGACCUACAGUGACCACAGCGGAGAAAAUGUCUCUAGAAAAUGCUUCUGGGCACCUUCAUAGUCAUGGCAGUCUGGUCGCAGAAGAGGUACAUUUCAGAAAGGUGGAAGGGAACAGACUUGUGAAACUUGGGCAGUGCUGUACCAUAGUGGACAUCCAUGUACUAGACGUGGGUCUACAAGAUCACGAACAAAAGCAAAGGCUCCUCACAUUCGUCUGGAAUGAUCUUAAUCUGUCAGCAACACUAAAAUUUACCAAGCUACAAUUUAGCAUAACAUAUUUGCCCCCUUCGUUCCAAAACUCAAUGUGUUCAGGUCUUGAAGAGGACAAUUUCAACCACUGCAGAAAGUUUGUUGCAAAUGUGUAUAAGGAAUACAAGGCAAUGGUAGUUGCCGUCACUCCAAAGUCCACUCUUUUUGAGGUGGUUCAUCAGGAUGAAUGUUCACUGCAAAGUAUGAUAGAAGGGAGGACUAAUCUAGAGAAAAUGUUCAAAGACUUGGUAUUUGACUGUACAAAAACUGUACCAGAAGUGUCACUGGAUAUCUUUGAAACUGGUGAUGUGGAGCACCUGAGAUACAACAUGGACGAGGCAACUCAAAGGGACCUUGAAAAGCAUUGGUCAUCUGCUGCGGAACAAAGCCGAUCUCUUGCCUCUUCAAGUAUGAGGUCCACUUUCAUGACAAGGGGGUCGUCGCAGGAGAAUCGAAGAAAUACUGAUCAGAGUGAACUUAAUGAGAUCCUAAGCAUGCUGGCUGGCAUUGAGGAAGAUCUGAAGAUGCGAACAGAAUCCAUGAAGAGAUCUCCAUCCUCACCCAACACCAUACCAGACCGUGGUCUGCCUAUCGAUUCACAAAUGAAACAGCUUCGGCUUGCAGUAUCUAACACAAAUCCAUCUCCACUCCCAAACUUGCAACAAGGAGGGGCAAGAAUACCAGUCAGUAAAGCAGAUCUGGCUGAAAGUCUCAAGGGUGAAGCCGCGGUUGGUGAAUAUGCAAAUGUUUUACCAAAACUGGAACUCAAACAACCUUCCUCGGAUCAAGCGGAUGCAGAUCACAAGAAACUACCAUCACCAUCAUUCCAAUCCCAAGAGACAUCCUCCCAGGGCACUGCGUUUUCGCCAGAUCGGACGACAGUUAAAAUGAAAGAAGGCAACGUAUCUGAAGGUAUGAUGGCAUUGAUGAGACAUGCUCGAGGUGGUGGUGCUGAAGAAGAUCUACAGAUACUCAGACUGACUGAAGCUGUCGAAAGAGCAAAGAUGGAUGAAGUGCCAGUUCCACCACGAGCUGAUUCGCUGGAUACAAUAUUAUGUCUGGAUGCAUCAGAGAGCAUGAUGGAGAAAAUAGAAGACGUGAAAAGGAUUGCCCACUCAUUUGUAGAUGGCUUAGAAGACAUAGCAGAGCAAUAUGGUCUUGAAGAAAAUGUCGCCGUGGUCAAGAUAGCUGGCGAGGCUAGUGUUAUCCAGCAUCUUACAAAUGACUUUACAAGAGUCCGAGAUGCUAUAGAUUCACUGCAACCUUUUGGAAGAUCACCCUUCUUUGAAGCUCUUAUGGUUUGCCUGGCUUCAUUGCAGGGGAAAGGGCGAAUCGUAAACGUAGCUGGAUGUCACAAGAUUCGACCAAGGGUGCUGUUUAUCACAGAUGGCAGACCAACCAAUGAAGCUCAGUGGUCAGGACCAGACAAUGAUCCGGGGAGUAUGUCGCAUAAACUGCCUAUUAUUCGACUGGUCACUGACUUUGGGUCCAAGAAAUCCAGCAAAACACCCAACCCGAUAAUAUGGAUUCCAGUCGGAGAUGAUGCUGAUAAGGACUUCUUGAAAUCACUUGCAACAUUGGGAAAUGGAUUUCUCGCAGAUGAAAAGGACAUUCCAAGGCUAUGUCGCUACUACAGAAUACAGGAGGGCAUUGGCAAGGUGGCCAGCUGCGUUCUGCGGGACAAAGAAUACUACGAGAACAUAUCAGGAGCUGUUGAAGCUGUGGCUGAAGGCCUCCUACCGAAUCUAUUGCCGGAGGAUAAGAGGGAAAUUGUAGCCGAUGUCAACGUGAAGAUGAAAACCCACAAGACCGAAGGAAAACCUGAUGAUUUUGAAGACAUUCACGAAGAUAUCAAAAUGUUUCCCCCUCUCGGAUCAAGAGUUAUGCGAGGUCCGGAAUGGAUGUGGAAAAACCAGGACACGGAAGGUCCCGGCACUAUCAUAAACCAUAACCGUCUUGAUAAAUGGCUCUGGGUGAAAUGGGAUAACGGAGAGCAGAAUGUGUACAGGUACGGAGAGGACAACAACUAUGACGUCAUUCUUGUUGAUGGUCUACCCCGCAUACCAGAUUCAGAUGACAUUCAGAUAGGGGUCCGAGUCACGAGAGGUCCACACUGGUACACUGAUGACGAGGAUGGAGGAGAAGGGAGCACCGGCGUCGUCAUCAGGAAGAGAGGGAAGACCGAGGUCAAGGUCAGAUGGGACAACGGCAACAUAAGACGUUAUAAACAUGGCAUGGACGGCGUGUUUGAACUACACAUAUGUGACCCUUAUCAGUUCGGUCCCGAACCAUCUGUACCAGAGCACUUACGUGAACCCGACCCACCAAAACCACCGACAAUUGGAACACUUAGACGUAUGUCCAAUGCCCUUGUUGUCUGGCAGUGGCAGGAUGGGGCGGGUCAGUGGAGACUGUACCCCGACUCUCUACAGACUAAAAUAUCUCAGGCAUUCGACAAACGGAAAGGUGGAUCAUGCUUAGUAUCAAAAGAUGGACUUAACUAUAGAAUAUCGUUUACUAACAUGAGUGAGAAAUCUGUGGAAGGAGAUUUACGACACAACGUACAGCGUAUAUCUGUGACAGAUGAAGAAUUAAAAGGCAUGGAAGAAGCAGAGCGACACAUUCAGUCCUAGAUCCCAGCUACCAUCUCCUAACCAAAACUGUUACGAGUUUAGAAAGGAUUCACCAGACAUGCUAAUACGGAUUUUACAAGGACUGAGCAACUAGUGGCCAUAGAUACUAAUAUGUGAUGAGAAAGGACUGACCACAGAUACUAAUAUGUGAAGAGAAAGGAAUGAUACCAGCUGCGAAUAUGAUUUGAGAAAGGACUGAUCACAGAUGCUAAUAUGUGAUGCGAAAGGACUGAUCACAGAUGCUUAUAUGUGAUGAGAAAGGACUGAUCACAGAUGCUAAUAUGUGAUGAAAAGGACUGAUCACAGAUGCUAGUAUGUGAUGAGAAAGGACUGAUCACAGAUGCUAACAUGUCAUGCGAAAGGACUGAUCACAGAUGCUAACAUGUCAUGCGAAAGGACUGAUCACAGAUGCUAAUAUUUGAUGAAAAAGGACUGAUCACAGAUGCUAGUAUGUGAAGAGAAAGGACUGAUCACAGAUGCUAAUAUGUCAUGCGAAAGGACUGAUCACAGAUGCUAAUAUGUCAUGCGAAAGGACUGAUCACAGAUGCUAGUAUGUGAUGAGAAAGGACUGAUCACAGAUGCUAAUAUUUGAUGAAAAAGGACUGAUCACAGAUGCUAAUAUGUAAUACGAAAGGACUGAUCACAGAUGCUAGUAUGUGAUGAGAAAGGACUGGUCACAGAUGCUAAUAUGUGAUGAGAAAGGACUGAUCACAGAUGCUAGUAUGUGAUGAGAAAGGACUGAUCACAGAUGCUAGUAUUUGAUGAGAAAGGGCUGAUCACAGAUGCUAAUAUUUGAUGAAAAAGGACUGAUCACAGAUGCUAAUAUGUCAUGCGAAAGGACUGAUCACAGAUGCUAGUAUGUGAAGAGAAAGGACUGAUCACAGAUGCUAGUAUGUGAUGAGAAAGGACUGAUCACAGAUGCUAAUAUGUGAUGAGAAAGGACUGAUCCCACUUAAUAACCAGAUAACCAGUUGAGAAAGGACCGGUCUGUAAUGGUGAAUGGAAUAAUACGAUUGUUCAUAUAAGACAAGAUAGGGAGUUAUGUUUGUCUUUUGAAUGUCAUAAGUGAAUGUAUCCUGUGUAAUAUAUACGGAUAGAUUUAUCAAAUACUUGCAGUUUUAGGUAUUUGUGUUGCUCUUUCAGCGUGAAAGAAGGAACAGUUAUCAAACAGUCUUUCUAAGAUAUCAUAAAUGUCGGCAGGUGUUCUUUUCAGUUAUUGUAGAUUACAUAUAAUCUAUACAAUGGAUAGUUUCAAUGGAUAUUGACGUAAAGCAAGAGAUACAAAUCACAUUGUACUUUAUUGUCAUAUAUCUUAUUUUAUGAACACA
Haliotis rubra (blacklip abalone) is the source of this 4313-nucleotide messenger RNA. RefSeq lists its product as uncharacterized. Lineage: Eukaryota; Metazoa; Mollusca; Gastropoda; Lepetellida; Haliotidae. The record is from RefSeq and is a predicted model, not a curated record. Gene Ontology annotation, cellular component: cytoplasm. The transcript has 23 exons. Bases 130 to 2985 code for a protein of 951 amino acids. Gene Ontology annotation, biological process: protein ubiquitination. Gene Ontology annotation, molecular function: zinc ion binding; ubiquitin-protein transferase activity.